AAGAAUGCAUUUCUGUUACCUUUGACUAUUUAAGCUAGUGGUAAUUUGAAUUCAGGCUGCAAUCAGAUGUGGCGUGCGAGGGGCUUGGAGCGAAGGGUAGUCUGGCCUGGAGGGUUGUCCGAGACAGCCCAGACUCCGAGAAUUUCAACGAUUUUUUCCAGUCCAAAUGGAGAGAAAGGUAAAACAAUGAAUAUUCAUGAAUUAUUGCCAUAUGAUUUUCGGAUAUUGUCAGAGAACCUGAGACAUGACUGUGGGACAAUCAAAUGCGAUCUCUUGGUGUAGAGCUCGUCAUGCACUAUGGCUGACUAAUUAUGAGAGAAGCUCUACAGCGGCAAGGACCAUCUACUGGCUCGAUAAUUUGCAUUUAAUUAUAUAUUUAACGACUUCUUACA
Messenger RNA from Babjeviella inositovora NRRL Y-12698, 392 nucleotides. RefSeq lists its product as uncharacterized. Bases 67 to 282 code for a protein of 71 amino acids. The transcript has a single exon. The record is from RefSeq and is a predicted model, not a curated record. NCBI's taxonomy places the organism in Eukaryota, Fungi, Ascomycota, Pichiomycetes, Serinales.